Molecule: messenger RNA, 8743 nt
Organism: Zootermopsis nevadensis
Lineage: Eukaryota; Metazoa; Arthropoda; Insecta; Blattodea; Termopsidae
Gene: Cp190
Product: centrosome-associated zinc finger protein CP190
Biological process (GO): regulation of transcription by RNA polymerase II
Cellular component (GO): nucleus
Molecular function (GO): DNA-binding transcription factor activity, RNA polymerase II-specific; protein binding
Source: RefSeq, a predicted model, not a curated record
AAAAUUCUCAAGUCAGACAUAGAAAAUAUUUGAUAAUUUACCAUAAUAAUAGCUCGAAAAUGCCAUUGAAAAUAUUAUUUCUGCUUGUUGUGGUAUUGCAUUCUCACUGUUUUUUGUUGCACACAAGACUUCACUUGAAAAAGGGAGGAAAUUGUUCCUUCAGCAACACUUUGUCCCAUGGCUGGAAGUUAUGAGCUUUCAUGCUCCACCUAUCUGUUUUUCAUCACCGUGUCAAAAAGUACUGCAGCUGUUUCUCCAUUCUUACAAUCUUAAUAGUAGAAUUUUUAGUGGAGUUCUGUAUUAACAAUUUAUUUCCAGUUGCUCUUGUCAUUACAUGAAAAACUAACAUCUGUUAAACCUUGACAUCUAGGACUAUGAUGAAAUUUUUCAUUUAUCCUGUUACCAUUGAGCUUUGUUUGUUUUUUUAUUAUUAUUAUUUCUCUGAAGUAGUAACCAUACCUCACAAUUUGUAAAGCGACAGAGUUGUAAGUGAUUAUGUUAUGAAGUUUGGAAAUUAACUGCAGAGAAAAGUAGUAUCUGGAAUUUGUUUGAACUUGUCAUAUGUGUCAGCCACAUGGCCCUCUCAAAGUGUGCAAUAGAUAAUUCUAUGAACUACAAGAACUUUGUCUUUUUUUAUGUUUUACAGUAUAGUGUACAUAGAUGUAAUUGAGCAGUGGCUAAGAAACAAAUUGGUGUCUAAAUGGUGAUGAAGUAGUUGUAGGUGACGUUGCUGAAAAUCAAUUAUUUGUUGUACAAGAUGCAGCUUAUGGGUUCCACUGGAACAAUCAGCAUGCAUCAGUACAUCCAUUUGUGUGCUAUUUAAAAAAUCUAACUGCAACUGGAGAAGUGGUUUAUCUUGGUGACUGUCAUAUAUACAUUUUGGAGAGCUGAAGUUCAUGUCCAAAAUAAACUGUGAAAAAAAAUCUUAUAUGGCAGCAUCUCAUUACACAAACAGAAAAAACUUCAUAGAUCUGUGUUCACAUGAAACUGUUUUUGGGAUAGAAGCAGAAUGGCGUUUCUUUACCACCUCACAUGUGAAGGUGUUGGCAGUAACAUCAAAUGCCUGGUACCACAUGCAAGUUUAUGAAAAUCACAGGGUAAUCAAAUACUGAUACCCUUAGAUAUUUAUUCAUGUGCAGAGAAGUAGAAUAUACCAGAGUCAAUCUACAGUCUCGAUUAGAUGUAGUGUAACCUGUACUAGGCAUCAACAGUUAUCAUGCAUUUAUUCCAAUUGCUGAGACUGCUUUGGUGGUGAAAAUACACUAUCAGACUCUAAGUGGACAAACCAUGAAUGUUUCAACACUCAAAUAGUUCCAGAACAUUCUGUUCUGUACGGUUAGUGCUUAUGUUACUACAUUCUGUGACAAUCACUGGUAGCUAGGAUAUGUAAUGGAAACAUUUUAAUAAAUUUGAAAAAUCCACAUGGACCAGAAGCAUCUUUUACGUGUGUUCCAUGUUCAGCUACCUGAAGUAACUCUUCCAGUGAACCAUGGAUUGCAUUUUCUCUCUUCUAUGUCUGAAACUGUAAGAAUCUUGGCAAAAAGCAGUAGUUCAUCACAGCUGCUAAAGUGAUUUCAAUUUUCAUGACAUGUAAACAAAAUAUAUAAAUUUCAUAAUACAUGUAACCUAACUCAAACAACCGACAGCUAAACUUGCAUUUUAGUCAUGUGGUUCACAAAAGAUGUUUACCCCUGGGGGGACAUGGAAUCAAACAGACAACUGAAAAAAUCAUUUACAUUUAUUAAACACAAUUAUGCUUUGAGCUUCAAAUCACUUAAAUGUACAUUUUAUUAUACUUGCACUUAUACAUUUUCUCUCAUUUGAACCUUAAUUAAUGCAAAAUUAUUUUUUAUAUAAGUGACCACUGCUCAAAAAUCUAAAAAAAUGUGCAGCUUCUUACAAAAUUCGUUACAGCUUUCAAAGUUCUUGUGGUCCCAGAAUUCCUUUUUGCACAGAGGGUGAGUGACACUUGUGACAAUUUUCAAAAUACCAGAUACUGCUUUUCUCUGCAGUUAGUUUCCAAUGUUCGUAACAUGUGACCACUUACAGCUCUGUCGCUUUAUAAAUUGUGAGGUAUAUUUUUAUAUCGUUUGAAAGAACAUUUUAUAUGAUUUAUAGCGAAUAGUAGAUCGUUUCUCUAAUUGUAUUAUAAAUGGAUAAUUAUAGAAAAACAUCAUGCAUGUACACCGUGUACAACAAAAUCAAACUCUUGACAUAUUCAAAGUCCAGUACCGGAAGUGAUGUAAGCGUGCAGCUGGUAUCGUAAUUCUUGGAAAAUAUGAUCUUAUAUUUUUCUGUACCUUCCAUUAACUAAUCUGAUUUAUGCCAGACAUCUGUUAAAAAAAGGCUACCUGAACAAUGUGUCUGCCUAAUUUGAAGAAAAACAUGAAUUAAUGUUAAUGACUUUAUUGAGUCUUCUGAAAGCAAAACAGAGGUGAAAGUCGCACUUUGGUUGGCUGCCCGUGUGUUCUUGUAGAGCAGUUGGAAUGGUAGGGAACUGACGUUAAUGCAGGUUCUGUCUUCAAAUCUGACUAUAGACAAAUGAUUUUAUUUGCAGGUACAUACACUUGAUAAUUGUUUUUGUUUCACAAAGUGUACUAAUGACUUGUAAAAAAUACUAAUUGUUAUGUUAGCCCUUAAAGUGCUGUUUUAUGGUAUGUUUUAACAUUUUAAUUAAUAUUUAUAUUUUAUUAAUUGGAACAUAUAUUAUGAUAUUAUGACACUGAAGUUCUGAUUAUGUCAUACUUUGAUAUUAGCUUCUUAAGGGGGACCUUGGUCUAUGGUGUUGGUAAAUCUAUGUUGGACAGAGGGCCGGUUGUCAGUUAUGUGUAAUUCUGGAUGUGUUGUGAGAACUGAAGACAAUAAAUAUAUAGCUGCUAUCUCUGCAGUAUGUUUAGCAGUAAGUGUCUUCCUAAAAGCUUUGGAUGGCUAUGUGAUGAUUUUUGCCACUUCAUGAUUAUUUAGCAGGUCAAGGUGCAUUACAUUUAAUAGUCUCAUUUUAACCAUGUUUACUUGUGUAGUCGUUAUUGUAUAUCUUUGAGAGGCAUUCCAGUCUUGCAGGUGACAUCAGAUAUCACUGAACUUGGUAGCUGAAUUUUUUUCCAGUGAUGAUAAUAAGUGGUCCUCUAUGAAUAUCGUACAUUUUACGCAUCAUAUUCAGAUCAUCAUGCUCAUUCAUAAAUGCUGCAUUUCCAUUUCAGAUCCUUACCUACAGAUUAUUUUGAUUUAUGUGUGCCUGUGAUGUUCUUUACAGGUAGUAGAUAUCACAAUCAUCUGUUGAUCCAUCUAUGGAAGUAUUCUACAGAACAUUUUUAACAGACUAAUGCUUUGCAUGAAUUACCUGAAGUUGUUCCUCAAUUAAUACACUUUUGUAUGCAGAUGACAUGAUACCUAUAUCAGACUCAGAAGGUUGUUUAUGGAGAUCAUUAUGUAAUUUACUCAACACUACAAAAUUGGCUGGAAUAAAAAUAAAGUGAUGACAUUUAAAGGACAGGUUAAAUCUUAAGCAUAAUUAUAAUAGAUAAUACUGUCUUGGAACAAGUAGUUGCAUGAGGAGGGAGGGUACAGUUCAGGAGACCUUGGUAUAGAUGGGGGGGGUGGUAUUAAGAUGGGAGAUAGGGCAUUAGGGUGUGGAUUGAAGUCACCUGGCUGAGGUUGGGACUAGUGGUAGGCUCUUUUGAACAUGGUAAUAAACUCGAUAAAAUGUGUGGAAUUUCUUGACUAGUUGAUUAUACUGUCCACUUCUUAAGAAGGGCUCUGCUGCUUGUUGUUAGUAAUUUAGUGCUGGAGCAAGUAAAUACAUUCACAUAUUUGGGAUGUAACAUUUUAUACAAACCAUUAAUUUAAAAAAGACAUUUAUUAAAAUGUUGUCAAUUGUGAAUAUUAUUAGGCAACCAAAUUUUGUUUGAAGACAGUCUUGUUUGGAAUUAUAUAAUAGGCCUAUUUUAACUAUCCCACCACUUUCAUCAGGACAUGAAACAAAUAUAUAUAUAUGUGUGUGUGUGUGUGAAUAUGAAAGACAGAAGAGAUGUAAUUCAUGAAAAACACAGUAGGAUGCAUCAUACCAAAAAUUAAGAUAUUUUAGAAUUGAACAUGAACCCAGUUAAAAGUAAAUUAGCAUAGCAUUAGAUCAUGUUAAAGGAUGAAAGAUAGACACCCAGAACAACUUCUUAAUAGAUUCCUCUAAAGGUGAAGACCUGGACAUCAUUAAAGGGACUACUACUAGAUAAAUAAAACCUUGAGGCCGAAACAGCCCAUUUAUUGACCUAAUUUUGUGAUAGGAGGAAGACUGCAAAGAAGAAUUAAUAAUCUCAAUACUUGAAUAUUGGUUUUUAUAUAUUUUUUAUUUAUCUUCCUCCUUAAGAAGAAUCACUGUUGGUCUUACUGACUAGCAUUGCAGAACAAGGUUACUAGAGUUUGAUUGGCAUUACUUAUGAUUCUUCACUAAACCAUCGUAAGGUCAAACAAAUAUGUAGAGCUUUCAGUUUCAAUCAGGGUUUCCACAAUAAUGUGUUUCAGGCAGUAGGGCUUUCUGAACAAAAACAGUGUGGAAAACACAGGAGUACAAGAACAAAAAUAUUUUCAAGCAAAUGAAGAAUUGGGAAAAUCCAUGCAAUAAAAGUUUCUUUGCUUAGUGUUGGGAUUGGAGGAUGGAGAUCACAGAAGCUCCAUUCUAGCUGAGUUACUUUUUGGAUGUAGGAUGCCAUCAUCAUCAUGAGCGACGGGACCAUAAAGCAAGUUAAAGUUGACAACUGGGGAAUAUUCUUCCUCCAGAGACUUCAGCAGCUGUUUUCAAAGAGUGAACACUGUGAUCUUAUUUUGCUUUUCAGUACAAAUGAAAGAAUUAAGGUUCACAGACUUGUCCUCAAUGCAUGUACAGAAUAUUUCCAGAUGUUGGAGAAACAAGGCUGUGCCACUGGGGACUGCUUGCAAAUGCCAGAUGAUAUGCAAGCAGAUGUGGUACUGCCAAUUAUCAAUUUCAUGUACACUGGGAAAUUGGAAUUCCGCACAGAACUUCACAGACGUCUGUACACAACAGCCCAGCAGAUGAAUAUGACUGUGUUGACCAAACUUUUGGAUGCACAGAAUUCAGCAUUAUCUCCCCAAGCAAGGCCUGUUGUUAGGAGGCCAUCUCAAGUUCCCAUCACUUAUAAUUUGCAAGGAAAGAAGAUUGCACCAAAACAGAUUGACCCAGACCUUCCAGAAACAUUACCUGGUCGCAAGUUACCCAUAUGGAAGAGACGUAAUGUUCCAUCAAAUUCUUCAACAUUUUUUGAAGAUUCUUCCAUUAGUGAUUGUGAUGGUUUCAGCAGGUUUUCAACAGUAGUAGAUGAAUCACCACGCCCAACUCGCUUUGAUUGGCCAGAAGAGAAUAUGGACACACAACCAUAUAGCAGCUCGUUUGACGAUUUGUCAUAUGAGACUAAACCACUUGUGAAAUCUGUCAUACAAACUGUCAACAAGCCUCCUGUUCCUCGAGUUGACACUACUCACAGAAUUGCCACCUUUGAGGAAGUGUGUCGUACAGCUAGCAACAUGAAGCGCAUGCCGAGUAGUCCAACAGUUCAUGAUGAAGCAGCAGUCAAAAAAGCCAAAAUGUUAGAUCUCCAGGCAGUGAAAGAGUAUGUUGAAGAGCACAGGCUGCGGAAGGACUUGUUGGAUACAUCAGAUGAAAAUAGUGAAGAGGUUGAUGAUGACCUGGCAGUAGCUGACCUUGAUGAUGAUGAUGACAUGGAGGAUGAUGAUGGUGCACUAUCAUUUGAAGGAAUAUCUGAACAACAAACCACCUUACAACAAGAACAGACACUGUCACAACCACAACCACACUCAACAUCAACACCAGCAUCUCCACAUGUAUCUCCAGUAACACCAUCCCAGCCAAUACAACAGCUAAUCUUGCCACCUCAGAAAUCAAUCUUGAAAUCACACGGUUCUCAUGAGGAGUCAAUUCCUUCUACACCUGUCUCGGUAGCAUCAAAGAAGGUUCGCUUUCUGUUGGAUGCAAAAUCACCUGAAGGAAAAGAGAACGCAGCUGCUGCAGCCAGUGCUUCUAAAAUACGUCGCUCUGAUGAUGGGCAACGACCAUUACCUACACGUGCUGAUAGUAAUAUAGCAUCUAUCGGAGGAACUGUUUCCAACGCAGGAAACCUGUCCAACCAUGCAAAAAUAAUUACUGAAGUAUUGAAGAAGUACCCUCACCUGGUGAAGAACAACAAAAAUAUCAGGCUGAAAAUUAUGCAGCGUGGUGGAGCUCAGGUCACUCCAGUGGUACCCAUGGAUGGAGAUGCAAGCAAGAUGGUGAAGUCAAAAGUAUCAUAUGUAGUCCUAAAAUCAGACGUGGCAGGCAAAGGCAAACCAGCUGUAAUCCUCAAACAUGGAGGUCAUGUGGAGCCACUGUCAGAGCUUGGAGGACAGAAACCUGCAUCAGGAGCUGAGAACACAACAGGACCAUGGUUGUGCCAUUCAUGUGGUUCAAAUGAAGAACCCAUUCACUUUGAAACAUAUUAUUUAUACAGGCGUCAUCUCCAGGAUGUGCACAUGGAGAAGAUUGAUGCUCGGAUAUGCGAGCACUGUGGCCAUCGUGCCAGCAAGCGCAAUCUUUUACUGUACCAUCUGUAUACAAAACAUGGUGUCCCUCCUCCACGAAACUGUCAGUUUCCUAAAUGUGAUCAGUGUGACUAUGUAGCGCUUAGUGAGAGUCUUCUCAUCAAACACCGUAACAAUCACUCUAAUAACAAAGAAUUUGUUUGCAAAGUGUGUAAUGCUGCUUUCAAGAGCAAUGGAGCAUUACAAGGCCACAUGCAAACUAACCUUCAUUCAGAUCCAGCAAAGAAACUAUAUGAAUGUCCAUUUUGCCAGAAACCAUUUGUACGCAACAUAAAUCUCAAGGCACAUAUUCGCACCAGCCAUAAAGAGGUAAUUCGUAAAAUGGACGAAGAAGAAAAGCUUCAUAUGGUAGCUAAGCGUAAACAGUUUGCAAACCUGCAGAACUUUGAAGAUGGAGAAGAAGCUCAUUCCUCAGAUGCUUUAGGGGAAGAUGGUCUCAAUGCAGAUGAAGAGGAGGAAGGGGAGGUGGUAGAGGUACCUGUAAUUGAAGCUAUUGUGCAGAAACCAGGUACUGGUACAGUGAUGCUUCCAUCAGGUGUUACUGUCCUGGCUGAAGGCCCUUCAGUCCAGUCACUGGUUCCUUCAUCAGAAGCAGAAGCUUUGAGCAAUGUUGCAAGUGGCAUUGCAGCAUCUCUUGGACUUGCAGACACACUAACAGGAGAACAGACAGUGAUAGUAUUGGAUGAUAACCAGGAAUUUAUUUUGCAUUCCACUGAAAUUGUAGGAGAAGAAACAACUUCAACAGAUGGAAAGGAUGAGAUAGACAUAAGUGGUGUAGGAACAGGAGAAUUACAGGAAUACAUCGUGCCAGAGAUAAUGCCUGAUGAGGGACAGGAACAGCAGGAUCAGUCGUACACUGGUCCUCUAUCAGAUCUAGAACAUUACUCUGGAGAAGCAAAUGCAGCCAUAGUAGUUCCAUCACACCAGACAGCAACUGCACCACCUCCAGUCAGUGUAGCUGUAUCUGUUGUAGGUGGUGAUGAGGUAACGAUGGUUCUGACUGAUCAUGAUUAUGCCCCAAUGAGAGACAGCAAUGGUGAAGGCGUUAUGUUCCUUAUAACACAACCCACACAGCAGACUCAGGAACAUGAUGCCAAAUGUACUGUUAGUGAACCAGAAUUGCCUGUGCUAGAAAAGGAGCUACCACCACCUGAACUCAUCGCAGAAUCAACCUGCGUUCUUCCGACAGAAAUCAAAUACAGCAAUAUCCCGCCUGUUCUGACGAGAGAAAAUAUAAUUCCUCAAGAUGGAACUGACACUGUGUUGUCACUUGAUGAAGAGAUUAUUAAUGACAGUAUAGACUCAGAAAGAAAUACAAGUGAUGUUGUGAUAAUUGAAGAAAUACCACCUACUGAAGAAAGUAUUCAGAAAUUAACAGAAGGAUCAGAUAAUCAAGAUACACAAGUGGAACAUGUGGAAGGAUUGGAUAGAAGUGAAGGUGACAAAGAAGAAAUGACAACUGAUGAGAGUAACCAAGAAGUAGAAGUGUUAGUAACAGGUAGUGUAGAAGAUGUGCAGUUGAAAGAAACCUCUACAACAAAAGAUAUAAUUCAGGAGCAGAAGGAACAGGACGAAGUAGUUGAAGAAGAAGUUGAAGAUGAUGACAUUAAUGAUAAAGAUGAGACAAAGCAAGCAUCAACCGUGAAAACCUAUUCUCCCAUCAAAAAGCCAGUUGCCAGUAAUGUACCAAUAAGAAGACAGCCACCUGUUCAGAUGGCAGAUAUUAUGAAAGAAUGGGAUGAUCUUGAUGAUGAUGAUAAUGCUGUUGAAAAUCAUUCUUCAGAACCACUUCAUCAGUCAGAGUCUGAAAUAAAACCAGUUGCCUCUGAGGAAGAGCCAAAAGUAUUGCGAGGUCCUGUGAGUGAGGAGCAGUGAGUGCGGUUAAGUUGUUAUCACUAAUCAAACUGAACUUCAUAGCAGAUUGGGAUAAUAUUUCAUACAUUGAUUAAUUGUGACUGUGAGUAAUAUAUGUAGUAUUUGGUUAUAGAAUGACUAAAGUUGUGCAGAUAUUCACAUGCUUCACUGCAUUUUAUUAUAUCAGUAUGCCACAUGCAAGUCAACUUGUCUUUAGAAGCUGAUCAUUGGUAUGGGAUUAUCUCCUUGAAAUUGAAAUAUAGUGGAAGUAUAUUGUGAGUGA